This is a messenger RNA of Drosophila subobscura, 1384 nucleotides long. It is a transcript of the gene slp1, whose product is annotated as fork head domain transcription factor slp1. The transcript has a single exon. Gene Ontology annotation, cellular component: nucleus. Gene Ontology annotation, biological process: regulation of transcription by RNA polymerase II. Lineage: Eukaryota; Metazoa; Arthropoda; Insecta; Diptera; Drosophilidae. The coding region runs from base 87 to 1130 and encodes 347 amino acids. Gene Ontology annotation, molecular function: DNA-binding transcription factor activity; sequence-specific double-stranded DNA binding. The record is from RefSeq and is a predicted model, not a curated record.
AACAACCAACAACCAUCCACAAACAGAACUCAAACAGAGCAUAUUCCGUGUGUGAAAAAGAAAAACUAUAAAAACUCUCAAGUAAAAUGGUGAAAAGUGUCUGCGAAAUGGAAUUCAAGAGCAACUUCUCCAUCGAUGCCAUUCUGGCCAAGAAACCCACAAGCAAAACCACAACAAUCAUCAAGCAUGAGCCACAUCAUCAUCAGCAGCAGCAGCAGCAGCAGCAGCAGCAGCAAUAUGUGCAGCAGCAGCAUUAUGUCCAUCCUUAUGGCAACUCCGAUGGUGAGCUCUCCGCCUCGGAGGACUUUGACAGCCCCUCCCGCACCAGCACUCCCAUGAGCAGCGCCGCCGAGUCGCUGUCCUCCCAGAACAAUGACAAACUGGACGUGGAGUUCGACGAUGAGGAGGAUCAGCUGGAGGAGGAGGAGAGCGAGGGGGAGAGCAACCCGAGCAAGAAGCAAAAGAUGAGCAGCAGCAGCAGCGACACCAAGAAGCCGCCCUACAGCUACAACGCGCUCAUCAUGAUGGCCAUCCAGGACAGCCCCGAGCAGCGGCUGACCCUCAAUGGGAUCUACCAGUACCUGAUCAACCGAUUCCCCUACUUCAAGGCCAACAAGCGGGGCUGGCAGAACUCCAUCCGCCACAACCUCAGCCUCAACAAGUGCUUCACCAAGAUCCCGCGCAGCUACGACGAUCCCGGCAAGGGCAACUACUGGAUCCUGGACCCCUCCGCCGAGGAGGUCUUCAUCGGCGAGACAACCGGCAAGCUGCGCCGCAAGAACCCCGGCGCCAGUCGCACCCGCCUCGCCGCCUACCGCCAGGCCAUCUUCUCGCCCAUGAUGCCCAGCGGCUAUGGUGCCCCAGCGCCUGGCUACGGCUACCCCGGAGUGCCCUUUGCCGGCGCUGCCGCUGCCGCCGCCGCCGCCGCCGCCGCUGCCCUGUACCAGCGCAUGAAUCCCGCUGCCUACCAGGCGGCACUGCACCAGCAGAUGCAGUACCAGGCUGCCGCCGCCGCUCCGCCCUCGCACCAGCAGUCGCCGCAUCCUGCCCAGCUGCAGGGCUAUGCGCCGCACAUGAGCGCCGAGCUCUUCCAGCGCAUGCAGUUCUUCGGCAAGUUCCCCGCCAGCUAAGCUGUCUGCCCGCCCCAAGCCGGUGCUUUGGAUCCACGGGACAAGGCUUUGCCAAGCCGCCGCCGCCGUCACACAAAAGGGGAGUGGGAGUGGAAGUGGCAGUGCUCCUGCUGCUGCUGCUGCUGCCUCCUCCCCUCCUCCUAUGACGUCUAAAUGCUGCAUUUAGCAAAUUCUUUCGGCCAUUUACACACACAUUUGGUCUUCAGCGGGCCCCCAUUGUCGGCCUGGAAAGUCGACAAACGAAAAAAAUCCAG